AUGGCACAUACUCACCUCACUGCACCUGAUGGGUAUGCUCUUGCUGAACCCAUGCAGUACUAUGAUAUUUUGCCGGAACAAACCAAUUAUCAGCUGCACGACAUUGAUUUUCAAGAAUCACCUUAUUGCCAGUAUUCUACCGUCCAGGUUCCUCCAGCUCUACAGUUCCAAUCUUUGCAAAGUCAUUUCAACACUUAUAGCUGGGAUCUACAGUUCAGUGGUGGAGAGUGUGGACCUGGUUCCUGUGAAUUGAAUAGAUCCACUUAUGUGGUUGCCCACAAUAUUGAAGAUGGAUACUCUGAAAUAAAAAGAUCCAGACUAACUCAUUCUUCCCUGCAAAUUAAGAGACAAGAAGAACUCUGUGUAGUUUGUGGUGAUAAAGCGUCAGGAUAUCAUUAUAAUGCACUUACUUGUGAAGGUUGCAAAGGUUUUUUCCGACGUAGCAUCACCAAAAAUGCAGUAUAUAGUUGCAAGAAUGGUGGUCACUGUGAAAUGGACAUGUACAUGCGUAGAAAAUGUCAAGAGUGCAGACUGAAAAAGUGUAAGGCAGUAGGAAUGUUGGCAGAAUGUUUGCUCACAGAGAUCCAAUGCAAAUCAAAGAAACUUCGAAAGAACUUUAAGCAGAAGAACAGCUUUUACUCUAACAUCAAAGUGGAAGAAGAAGGAGUAGAUAACAAGCUUGUAUCAUCCACCACUAGAUCUGGAAAAGUGAUUCAGGAUAGCGUGGAACUAACUCAAGAAGAACAUCAGCUCAUUAAUAACAUUGUGGCUGCUCAUCAAAAAUAUACAAUUCCUUUGGAAGAAACAAGAAAAUUUGUAUGUGUUCAUUGUUGGCAAGUAAUAAUUUAUAAUUCACUAUGUUAAAAAAUAAGAGCAUAAAUAUAAAAGUUUAAAAUCUAAACAGUUAUUUGAAAGAGAAUAGACUUCAUUAAUCUUAUUUCUUCUUGUUGGUUAGCUGCAGGAAUAUAAAAAUCCUGAGCUGAGCUUUUUGCGACUCUCAGAUACAGUAGUCCUACACAUGCAGAGCUUAGUGGAUUUUACCAAGGGACUCCCAGGAUUUGAAAAUUUGACCAAUGAGGAUCAGACUGCAUUACGAGAGGGAUCAAAAACUGAAGUGAUGUUCCUCCACACGGCCCAACUUUACAGUCAGAAAGAAUGUUUGUCAUCAGUUUCUGAAAGUAAAAUAGGCCAAUUAAUUCAAUCUUAAUGGUUAUUAUUAAGUUUAGCAACAAAUUAUAUAAACUUGAGCUAUUUUUUUCUUACUAUAUUUUAAUUUUACUAGUUAGUGUAGGAAUAAGUACUUCAUAAUAGCUGUUUAUAGGUUUUCCAAGUCUUUGGUCUAGCUUUUGCC
Equus caballus (horse) is the source of this 1351-nucleotide messenger RNA. Lineage: Eukaryota; Metazoa; Chordata; Mammalia; Perissodactyla; Equidae. The record is from RefSeq and is a predicted model, not a curated record.